Molecule: messenger RNA, 1032 nt
Organism: Tupaia belangeri chinensis (Chinese tree shrew)
Lineage: Eukaryota; Metazoa; Chordata; Mammalia; Scandentia; Tupaiidae
Gene: GTPBP8
Product: GTP binding protein 8
Exons: 6
Coding region: 8-802 (264 amino acids)
Cellular component (GO): mitochondrion
Molecular function (GO): GTPase activity; GTP binding
Source: RefSeq, a predicted model, not a curated record
GAGAAAAAUGGCAGCGCUCGUGCUGCGGCUUAGAACGGGAAGGUUUUCUGAGAUGCCGGUGAUGCGGGGGCGCCUGAGCCGAAAUUACACCACAUCCCAGGCCUUUGCUGAGGUGCUACGGAUGCCGAAGAGGCAAAUGACGAAGCUAAUAUACCCGCUGCAGGAACUCGAGCGGUACCUAGCACCAGACACGAGGCCAGAUCUUCAGCUGAGGGUCUUCGACCCGAGCCUGGAGGACAUCGCGAGGGCGGAGAGCAUCUUCACGGCCACCGUCAGCAACCGCAUCGAAUACCUCAGCUCCGCAGUCCGCCUAGACCACGCCCCGGACCUCCCCCGGCCGGAGGUAUGUUUUAUAGGCAGUAGCAAUGUUGGCAAAUCCUCCCUCCUAAAGGCUUUAUUUUCUCUGGCCCCUGAGGUUGAAGUCAGAGUCUCCAAAAAACCGGGACACACAAAGAAAAUGAAUUUCUUCAAAGUUGGGAAACAUUUUACAUUGGUGGACAUGCCAGGUUAUGGCUACAGAGCACCUGAAGAUUUUGUAGACAUGGUAGAGACCUAUCUAAAAGAACGAAGGAAUUUGAGGAGAACAUUUUUAUUAGUGGAUAGUGUUGUUGGAAUUAAAAAGACAGACAAUAUUGCCAUUGAAAUGUGUGAAGAAUUUGCACUGCCUUAUGUGAUGGUAUUAACAAAAACUGACAAAUCUUCCAAGGGACAUCUUUUAAAACAAGUACUUCAGAUACAGAAAUUUGUUAAUAUGCAAACACAAGGAUGUUUUCCUCAGUUGUUUCCUGUAAGGCAUUCUUAAUGCUCUCUGAAUGAACAGAUGGCCAUGAUGGAGUAAAAAUGAGUAAGUCCAAUUAACCUAAGUUUACUUUUUUUUUUUUCCCAAUGAACUUUGCCCACAUAACAAAAGCAAACAGAAUUGCAGUUUGAAUAGAUCCCACUUUUAGCCCUCUAUGGGUGCUGCACUUCCAUUUUAAAGAGAGGUGACUUGAAUGUAUAUAUUUUUGCCCUAAACGUCAGCAGAAAAGAAAA